Messenger RNA from Nematolebias whitei (Rio pearlfish), 927 nucleotides. It is a transcript of the gene cntd1, whose product is annotated as cyclin N-terminal domain containing 1. The coding region runs from base 1 to 927 and encodes 308 amino acids. The record is from RefSeq and is a predicted model, not a curated record. Lineage: Eukaryota; Metazoa; Chordata; Actinopteri; Cyprinodontiformes; Rivulidae. Gene Ontology annotation, biological process: reciprocal meiotic recombination. The transcript has 7 exons. Gene Ontology annotation, cellular component: site of double-strand break.
AUGGCGAAGCGAAUACUUUGUUCUCCUCGCCAAAUUGUAGGUUUAAAGUUUCGCAAAACUUCUUUUGACAUUCUCAACGAUUUACUCGUCAAUUUCAACAAAGCAAACAAAUACGAGCUGAAUAAUUUAGGAAAAGGCAGCGGAAGCUUCAAACAGAAAAAGCCAAUCGAAUACAUCUUCCUGAUUACUCAAGAGCUGGGGCUCGACCCGCUGGUUGGAUACCACGCAGUUGAACUGCUGCAAAGGUUCAUGGCCAAACACCUUUUGGAUUUGCUCGCCGUGCCACCCGAAGGCGCGACUGCUGUUGAGCCGACGAGUUAUGAGGAUGUGAUUUUUGACCAACUGAAAGACAAGUUUUCCCUCAUCAUCUUCGCCUGUGUGCAGCUGGCGAACAAGCAGUUUUUGUACAGUCAUAUGAUUGACAUCAAUGCUGCUGUACGCUUCCUGCAUUCGAUUGGUGUCAGCGCUUCCAAACAAACGGUCCUGGAAUUUGAGCUGAUGGUCUUUAAAGGCCUUGAAUUCAAUCUGACGGUCCUUAACCCUCUGACAUAUGUGGAAAUACUUCUGGAGGUGCUCGGUCACAACGAGCCGAGCGUCCCUAUAGAGCACCUGUACCAGCUGUGCCGCCACGUUCUCCAGUUCAUCACCCUGCAGAGGACCGCCAUCUAUGACAGCUUGUUAAGAAUCACCACUCAGUGCGCCAACCCGUCCAGGGAACAGAGAGAGAAGUUUGUGACGGUGACUGAAGACUGCAUGCUUCUUGGCGUUGGUGUCAUUGCCGUGGCAACGUUCAUCUUUCACUUUAAAAAGUGGAAACAGGUGGUCGGAGAACUGAGCCACAUCACAGCAAUCUCCAGGAGGAGCAUUACUGAUUUUGCUCGUGUGGCGUUAAUGCACAUCGUUGGCACCAGUUCCUCUGAAGUGUAA